Molecule: messenger RNA, 4379 nt
Organism: Lycium ferocissimum
Lineage: Eukaryota; Viridiplantae; Streptophyta; Magnoliopsida; Solanales; Solanaceae
Product: probable LRR receptor-like serine/threonine-protein kinase At3g47570
Exons: 3
Coding region: 63-3335 (1090 amino acids)
Biological process (GO): protein phosphorylation
Molecular function (GO): ATP binding; protein kinase activity; protein binding
Source: RefSeq, a predicted model, not a curated record
UUAUUUGGUCAGCUAAUCCACUCUUGUUUGGCUCACCGAAAAGACAAUCCAUCAAAUCAAUUAUGGAAAAAACCAACAGUAUUCUUAUGUUAGCUUUUGCUGCUUUUUUUCUCCAUCACGUUACUGCGUCUUUGGCUAUUAUUCCUAACAUCGCCACUGAUGAAGCUGCUCUUCUUGCUUUCAAAUCUCACAUUUCUUCUGAUCCAAACAACGCCUUAGCAAGUAACUGGUCUACUUCCAGCCCAGUUUGCAGCUGGAUAGGUAUCACUUGCAGUGGGCGUCACAAUAGAGUUACUGCUUUAGACAUUUCUAGCAUGCAACUUCAUGGUACUGUUCCUCCACAUCUUGGAAACCUCUCGUUUCUCGUUUCCCUUGACAUCAGUAACAACACUUUCCACGGAGAUUUUCCAAAAGAGUUGACUCGUUUGCGGAGGUUGAAACUGAUUGAUGUUACAAGAAACAAUUUUAGUGGUUCCAUUCCAUCAUUCUUAACUUUGUUACCUAACCUUCGAUUCAUUUACCUUUCCAACAACCAAUUCUCAGGGGAAAUUCCGUCUUCCUUCUCCAAUCUGAUAAAUCUUGUAGAGUUAAGAAUACAGAGAAAUUCUCUUCAAGGAAAAAUCCCUCCUGAAAUCGGCAACCUUCGUUACUUAACAGUUUUAGACCUGCAAGGGAACAGGCUUACUGGCUCUAUACCCCCAUCAAUCUUCAACAUGACUUCCCUGGGAACUCUUGCUAUAAUACGCAAUCGUCUUGUUGGUAAACUUCCAGCAGAUAUUUGUAGCAAUCUCCCAAAUCUUGAAGUGCUUUUACUCUCAUCCAACUACCUAGAUGGCCUAAUUCCACCAAAUUUAGAGAAAUGCUCAAAGCUAGAAUGGUUGACAUUGUCUGGUAAUGAGUUCACUGGAACUAUACCAAGAGAACUUGGGAACUUAACUAUGCUCACACUGUUGCAUCUUGGAGAAAACCAUUUAGAAGGAGAGAUACCAGUUGAGAUAGGUAAUCUACAAAAACUCCAAGUGCUUGGGUUAAGAAGAAAUAAGUUAAGUGGUGCUAUUCCUGCAAAACUUUUUAACAUUUCAGCAUUGCAGAUAUUUACUAUGUAUGGAAAUCAGUUAUCAGGUAGUUUACCUUCAGAUUUAGGCCUUGGAAUGCCUAAUCUUGUGGAAGUUUACCUUGGAUCGAAUAAUCUCAGUGGACGAAUUGCUCCUACCAUCUUGAAUGCUUCAAGGCUAACUCUUCUAGACCUUGCAAGCAACAAGUUUACCGGUCCAAUUCCUGAUUCACUUGGUUCCUUAGAGUUUCUUGAAGUCCUAUACUUGGGCAAUAACAAUUUCAUUAAUGAGCCAUCUUCUUCUGAGUUAGGAUUCGUUUCGUCCCUGACUAAUUGCAGAUAUUUAAGAGAAGUGGUCAUUGAAGAUAAUCCUUUGAAUGGUUUUCUUCCAGCUUCUAUUGGAAAUUUUUCUGAUUCUUUUCGGAUGUUUGUUGCACGUAGAAACAAACUGAAGGGCACAAUCCCAGAAGAAAUUGGAAACCUAAGUGGUUUACGUGUGUUAGCUCUGUCUCAUAAUGAAUUCACUGGUUCUAUUCCUGAGAAGUUGAGAACUAUGAACAAUCUUCAAGAAUUUUACUUGGAAAAUAACAGUCUAAGUGGAACUAUACCUGAUGAUAUCUGUAGUUUACAGAAUCUUGGAGCUUUAAAGUUGACUGGAAAUCAAAUAUCUGGUUCAGUUCCAGCAUGUUUAGGAAAUGUUUCUACUUUAAGAUAUCUUCAUUUGGCUUUCAACAGAUUGAGUUCCACCUUACCUGAAAGCCUUUGGAGCCUUCAAGAUCUCUUAGAACUCAAUGUAUCAGCAAAUCUGUUUAGCGGGCGUAUACCUCCUGAGGUUGGUAAUCUAAAGACUGUGACACUAAUCGAUCUGUCAAAAAAUAGUUUUUCCGGUAAUAUUCCUAGUACUAUGGGGGGCCUUGAAAAGUUAAUUAGUCUUUCCGUGGCACAUAAUAAACUAGAAGGGCCUAUCCCAAGCUCAUUUGGGAAAAUGGUGGGAUUGGAAUUCUUGGAUUUUUCUUACAACAAUCUUACUAGUGAAAUUCCAAUGUCACUUGAAGCACUCUUAUAUCUCAAGUACUUUAACAUCUCUUUUAACAAAUUAACAGGAGAAAUUCCUAGUGGUGGUUCUUUUGCAAACUUCACCGGUCAAUCUUUCAUGUCUAACGAUGCACUCUGUGGUGCUCCUCGCUUUAAUGUGUCGCCAUGUUUCCUCAAAUCCACUAAGAAGUCGAGAAGAAAGAAAGCACUUGCAGGACUAUAUAUUGUAUUAGGUAUUGGAUCAACGUUUCUUGCAUUGGUCCUCGGAUAUGUGUUGUUAAGAUGGAGAAAGAAAAAGAAGAAUCCAGGUCAAACCGAAGUAACUUUGGUGAAAAGACAUGAAAGAAUAUCUUAUCAUGAACUUCAACAAGCAACGGACGGAUUCAGUGGGAACAACUUGCUUGGUACUGGGAGUUUCAGCAUGGUGUACAAAGGGAUACUUAAAGACGGGACUCUUUUGGCAGCAAAGGUAUUCAAUGUGCGAUUGGAGGGAGCGUUCAAGAGCUUUGAAACAGAAUGUGAGAUACUACGCAACCUUCGCCAUCGAAAUCUCACAAGAGUGAUCACUAGUUGUUCCAACCAAGACUUUAAAUCCUUAGUAUUGGAAUACAUGCCCAAUGGAACACUUGAUAAGUGGAUACACUCUCAUGACUUGUUCUUAGACAUCUUGCAGAGGCUAGGUAUUAUGAUAGAUGUGGCAUCAGCGUUAGAUUAUCUCCACAACGGGUAUCCAACACCUGUGGUGCAUUGUGACUUGAAGCCAAGCAAUGUCUUGCUAGAUCGAGACAUGAUUGCCCAUCUAAGUGAUUUUGGCAUUGCAAAAUUGCUAGGUGAUGGGGAGACUUUUGUCCAAACAAGGACUAUUGCAACCAUUGGAUACAUUGCUCCAGAAUAUGGACAGGAUGGAAUAGCAUCCAAACGCUGUGAUGUUUAUAGCUUCGGUAUCAUGAUGAUGGAAACAUUUACUGGGAGGAGGCCAAGUGAUGAAUUGUUUACUGGAGAUUUUUGCCUAAGAUAUUGGAUUAAUGAUUCUUUUCCAAGUGGAGUUGGUCAAGUUGUGGAUGCCAAUUUGUUAAGGCCAGAGGAAGAACAUAUUAAAGCAAAGAUGCAAUGUGUAUUGUCUAUCAUGGAAUUGGCUUUUAGUUGCACUUUAGUGUCCCCUGAUGCAAGAGUUAACAUUGAAGAUGCUCUUUCAGCCUUAAAUAAGAUAAGACAUCAGUACGUCACUAGUUGUGCAAAGACUUAAAAAGAGUUUCUUUAACUCUUUUAUUUCAGUUUUCAAUGAUUAUUUAGGCCAGUUUCAUCACUCCACAUGAUCUGUGUUGUGUGAUUCAGAGAUUGUGAAGAAAUAAGCUACCAGUGAAGAAGAAACGAAAGGAAUAAAUCGCGUUUCUGUAACAUUAGCUGCUUUAAUAUUGCAUCUUUUUCAGGAGACUAUCACUGCAUGCAGAAGAGAUGAAAAGUUUUAACCGCAGAAUGCAGAUUCCAUGCUAUAUGAUUGCUUUAGUAUUGCCAAUUAUUACAAAGUUGUUGUACAGAAACCUUGUAUUGCAUCUAUGACCAAUCAUUCCUUUGAUAGCUCAAUGGAGUUGGUGAGAACUAAAAGACGAAGUGAUAAACACAUGUUUUCUCAUCUACAAAAUUGAAUGUUUUUAUCCCUAUAUCUUUUUGUAUGUCUAUUGAAUGUCUUUAUCCCUCUGUCUCAACUACAAAAAAAAUUGAAUAUCUUAAUCAUCCCUCCUCAAAAGACUAGAUCUAAUAAUCUACAGAAACUAGUACAUUAAGAGCAGCCUUUCUCCAUAGAGCAACUGCUAUUCUCCAGACUAAGGAUGUCAUCACUACGAGCAGCCUUUCUCCAUAGAGCAUGUCAUGGCUUUAUCAGUUUUUGGGACUCGAAUCUUCCACUAACACACUUUCAUAUCCAAUGAAGUGAGAAUGAAUAUGUUCUACAAUGCCAUUUCUAAUCAUUUUUUUUUUUUUUUUUUUUUUUUUCUCAUAAAGACAAUUUGUGAUCAUUGUUACUCGAGUGAACUCAGAGAUCUUAUCACUAUUCAACAUAGCCAUGUAGUCAGGCUCUUAGAGCAUUUGGCCCUCAUGUCAAUUACAGUAGCCUCUUAGAAGCAACUAGAAAUAUUCACACUGCACUUGGAAGAAUAAGCUUGAAUUAAUAACUUCUAUAACAUCAAGGUGACAAUCCUAAUGUUGCUGUCAUGGUCUCGGACCACCUACUAAUCAAUCCAUUGGGUAAACCAUUGCAUCAUCAACUAGCUAAUAGACAAAAACCCCUCGA